AUGACGCCGAACAUUCACCGUGUCCAGUUACGUCUGUGCUGCGCCUUUUUCGUUCUUUGGUUUCUCGUCCAAGGCAGUAAAGGUACAUAAACUUGAAAAUUCUCAUCAAUUUUCUUACUCAUUAUAAUCGCUGUUUCUUGCUUAAAGUGAUUUCUUAGCGUUUGAAAAUAGCAAGAGCAGGUGAAGUUUUAGGGUGUGGCACGUUCGUAACGAAGAAAUCAAAUUGCGUCGAAAAUCAGUUGUGGGCUCAGUUACUGGGUUAACAUUGAAAUAAUUGUAAAUAACUAGUUAUAAAAAAAAUCGUAUUGCUUUGUGUUCUUAUAAUUGACAUUGCAAAUAUUGUAAUUUCUAUUUCUUUAAAAUAGCAGGCAUCUUUAAAGCUGGUAAAGCCAAUGUGACUACAGUUUCUCAUGGGCUAUUCGCUUGCCAACAGGUCUCGUUUGCGACACCUUUCCAUGGCGGACACGAAGUUACCGUUCUUGCUUCACUGGGUCGUUCUAUCAAAAGCCCUACUCGUGGUAACGGGGGCGCCAUCUGGGUGGAGUCAGUAGAUCAAAGUGGUUUCAAGGCUUGUAUUCUAGAAUACAGUGAUGGGUCCAAUAACACAGCAGAGGUGAACUGGAUAGCAACACAAUCUGCUCCAUCUGGAGGUAAAAGGGGAUCUAUAUCUUUUGGCGAUUGGACAACAGGAACAAAGUGCAAAAUAAUUAAUUUUCAGCAGGUAAGUGUUUUAAUUUGUAUUUUUUUUCUAAUUAAAGGUAUGUUAAAAGUGAUCUCAAUUAAUCUCAAGAGUGCAAUAUUUCCAUUUUAUAAGGGGUCAUGGCAUCAAUACAUCAGCGGUAUAGAAACCUUAAGACGGUUGUAAAUAUUUCAUUGAUUUAUUGUUUUAUUCUCAAUUUUUCUUUCUUUCAACUUUCUUUUUUUAUCUUACGAGUUUCUGCUUUCAUGGCAAGCCUUACUUUUCUCUUGAGAUGAAAGAAGUACAAAUUGACAAUAACUUAUCAAAUAUGUAAUCUAAAACCUUAAAAGUUUUAUGAAGUGUAUGUCGUUCACUUUUGGGUUGUUUUCAGCCUUUCCUGUCACCCCCCGUCAUACUUGUAACCCCUAGUCACCAGACUCCAGAGAGACCUCAGGAUGCAAUGGCCGUGUGGAUGGAGGACUCGCGCAAGGACAGUUUCAAGAUUUGUCUCAAGGAAUCUAAAAUUUUCGAUGGAGUUCACAAAAAUAUUGGAGUUGUAAGUAAAGUAGUAGUUACAACACGGCAGCCGUCUUAAAUUAAAAGGGUUAAAAUAAUGCAUACCUCCUGAAAAUGAUAAUUUUAAUUUAUUUAUUUCUACGUUCUCCUAACUGCAAUUAACCUUGUCAUACGAAAAGAAAAGACAGGAAUAAAGCCAAGAAGGAAUUAUUUAGCCAUCUUUAUGCAAAUUAAGAUUUGAUAUUUUGUUAAGAUAAUGAACAAAGAACUUUUGCAGUACAAUAUAAUUGUAUUUCAAUUCAACAUCAAUUUUAAGGUCAAGUUGGCCACACUAAAGACAUUUUAAGCUUUAUCCUCUCGCCAGUCCAGAUCUUUCAAAAUUAAUUAAUGUUUUACUUGUCAGCACUAUCGACCCUCUUAUUUCUGGAGAGAGGUUGAGAUGGAGGGGAUAACGGGACAUUUAUAUUCCACUUUAUUGUUUGCCAGGUCACCUGAAAGGCAAUACUCCUGAUGUUUGUUUUGUUGGCGCGUUGCAAAUUCAUUUUCUUAUCAGCUACCAACUGAGCUCAAUAUCCCCCAUUAAGCGCCAGCAUAGACUUUAUACGUUUCCUGAUAACGAUAGGAAGGAUAUAUUGGACAAAAGUUAGCGACUUUCCGUAUAAGGGUAUAAAACUUGUCUAAUGAGAAAUGUUCUAUAUUGGCUUCAUAUGACCUUAAAUUGUCAGCAAAAUAGACUCAAAUGGAAUAUUAUCUUCCUCCUCAACUUAUAAUGAGAAAUAAAGAUUUUAUAGUUUGCGCUACCAUGAGACCAGAUAGAUGACCUUUGAAAGUCAGUUAAUUCCAAAUAAAAGACAUAUUUCCUGUCUCAUAUCUUCACCUACAUAGCCUUUGGUGUUUUUUAGACGAUACAAAAAAAAAAAUGAUAUAUUAAAUUGUUAUUUUCCUAGACUUCACUCAACUAAACAGGGACUACUAUAGGUGGAUUCUUGGUUUCGUUGCUUGGCUAAAUCAAAUGUGUCCCGAUCAUGAAACCAACAUUGUUUUCCCAAUUCAGACCACGUACAUGAUGUUCUCAAGGGCAUCUCCUUUUGUCUAUUCAUAAAUUUACAUACACAUGCACGCCAUCAAAUCAUGAUGGAAAGUGGUGUGAGACACAGCAGAAGGUGGAAAAAACACUGCCAGUUUUUACUUUAAAGGGCCUGUUUAGAUGGAAGUAGGGGGCCCCAGGUAGGUGCGGUAACCCGCUUAAUUGGAUAAAAUAAUUAUCCGCGUUUUCAUGCAAUCUUGCAACCUCAUGACCCCGGGCUGCACAUUCUCAAGAUUAUUUAAUGGUCGCUAAGAAAGUAGAUCAAAUUACAAUAAAGUUGUCAUAGAAAAAUGAAAACAGGAUAAUUGAACAAAGCUACAUAGGAAUAAAUUUGGCACGCUCGUAACUCACUACUAUCAGGGAUCUAUUCUCAUUGCAUAAUAAAUUAGCUCAAAACGAAAUUUGGUGUAAUCCGUUUGCAUUCUCCUGCGUUGGUACACGCUUGUAGUGACCAUGAUGCUUUGCGCUCCGCUGGUAUAAAUUCUGCGGUUUAUUCAAAUCGUGGCAAUUUCAAGGGUCAUUUCUCAGGGAACUCUUUCGCCUUUCGCGACGCUCGUUAUUCAACCGCUACCAGUUUUCCAUGGCUGACCAAGUUAUUCCUCCCCCGCUCGCUCUCGUGCCAGUUUCAGCUGCUUUACCAACAGCUUCGGAAAACGCAGUAUCCCGCCAAAUCCACCAGAAGCGAAUGUGGAACCAGAGCAAGCUCCACCUCCUGACGCUCUAGGAAAGGAAAUUCUAUAUUUGUCUUCCCUUUUCCGGUUUUCAUUAUGGCGCUUUCUAUGUUCCGUAAGGUUCUCCAGACCUGUGUUUCGGUUUUGCAUUGUUUAUUUUGUUUUGGGGUCAGCUUAUUUUUAAUUCUCUGCAUUUUUUUGCGUUUCGUUUCUAUAAUUUUUAGUAGUGUCGUUGGCAUGCCCUUCGCUUUGCACGUUCGAAUUUAUUUUUUCCACGGUGCUUAGUUUCUUUUACUUCUAGGCUUAUCGCUUCUUCAUGCCUUUUUGCUCAGUUGUUUUAUCUUUUGCACUAAUUGCUUUUUGUUUCCCCCCCAUUAUGCUUUUAUUAUCGUACUUUUCUAUCACGUAAUUGUUAGUUUCGUGGUGGGCUGUUUAGGCAGGGUUUCUUGUUUAUUGAGGCGGCGCCUUUUUUCUGUCUUUGGGCUCUGUAGUUUAGUAUUCUCUUUAUUUGAAGCGUUUAUUUUUGACUUUAUCUAUUAUCAGUGAAGGCGAUUUAUUGUUGCGUGGACGAAGUUUAGGGAUGCCACUGGUGAAAGAGUUUUAUUCAGUAAAGGUGGGUCGGGUCCGGAUUGGUUUUCUACGUUUUCGAUGUUUAUCUGGUAACGCCGUUUGUUGCCCGUUACGAUUAUAAUCAAUUACUUUUAUUUUAAGAGGGUCACACCCCGGGGGGUACUGCCAUAUAUGGGCUAUAUAGGUAUGUGCCGCUGUGAAGGGUAUGAUUUUCAAGCAGUUUACUCUAGGAUAGGGUAUAUAAAUCAGAGCGUUUGGGUCUAGAAUAGGGUAUCAUUUUUCAGGAAACUGAUCAGUUGGUUGAAGAUUUUAUCUAGACUAGGUAAACAACUACUCUAGGAUAGGGGGAUUUGGGGAGUUUACUCUAGUAUAGGGUAGCAAAAUUCAGCUGAACUAGCUCUGGUAUAGGUUAAGGGUUCCAGGGUCCCAGCGGCACAUCCCCACCCAGAAAUUCCUAAAGUGCCCCCCCCCCCCGGGGGUGGCACCAGUUACUAUAAAAAUUUUUCUCCCUAGUGGCCCUCUAAAAACAAAAUUGAUAAUAAUAAAUUACAACAGUCAUGAUAAAAAGCCUAUUUACAAAUAGUAAUUAUAAUAAAAGAUCUUAAAGAUUGUAAAAUAUGCCAAUGAAUUGCGACAAAUUACGUUCAUUUGUUUGUGUGAUUCCGCUUUCAUUCUCGGAAAUACGGACCCAUUUCGAGUGUACCACUCGUGAGGGCAGUUUGUUUCCGCGUAUAGCAGUUCUGGGAUGCCACCAUUGAGGAAAGUGAAGUAAUUUGCGUUUUUUUCCUUGUUUGCAUAACUAGACAUCUUUUCCACAUGGGCGAAUAUUUCCAAUCUUAUUUCGAAGUUGAAUGUUCCGCUUCGCUGGUGAAGGCAACUUACAGUUUCGUAGAUAGAUUAUGGCAUGCCACCAGCGUGUGUAGUUUGAUCUUCAAAGGAAAGGAUCCGUUUCCAGUAUUUUUGUUUAAUUGUUAGUUGCCGUGUCACUUGUCAAUACCACUUGCUACCGCUUGUGAUAAUUGUGCAAUCCUUCUAAAGGAGUGAUAUAAUUGACAAUUAGGCCCCAUGGGCUAUUGACUCAGAGCCCAUUCGUGCUCAAUGAAUGAUUGUUUUAGUAAAAUCCAACUAGUUGGUCAAAAAUAUCGAGAACAAAAAAAAUUUAGCUGCUUAAAGCUAGACUUUAAUCCUUUUUUGCCGCCAAAAAGCCGGCGCUUUUCGCUACUAGUGGGCUAUAACAUAUAGCCUAGUAGUAGCUCUACCAAUCAGAACGCAGCAUUGAUAAUAGACCACCAUUUGGAUUUUACUGAUAAGUUUAUCUUUUAUUUUCGUUCGCGUAGCUCAGGGAUUGAUUUCGUCGCACGAGGCAGAUCCGUCUCGUGUUUUUUUUGUUUUUUUAUUUUUAGUCAGUACCGCUGGUGAAGGCAACUUGCCAUUGCGGAAAUUAUUGCGGAAUGCUGUCAGUGGAUCGGAUAUAAUUCAUGGAACACGCUUUUUCGUAGUUCGCGUGGUCCGGCGUUAAGUUUCCCUUUUGAAACGUUUGCAAGUGUAGUUUUGUCCCUUUGUUUACCUAACUCGGGCGACCCGGUUUCAGGUUUUCAGUUAGCGUCCUAACUAAGGCAUAACUGCUGCGUGGGAUCUGUUUUACAUCGCCUGGUCACUGGGGUGGUUUACAGGGUGAUGUUACACAGGUUUACUCGUGCGCUGCUCUAUGACCCAAAUUUCGGACUCUCUUCGGAGCUCGGGGUCAACGAAGGGACACGUGCCUUGUUCGUCUCGUUUUUAAGUUAUUAUUUUAGCGUUCCAUCUCUUCUUCCGUUUUGGGAUCCCAGUUCGUUUUUCUCCGGGGUUGUACGUGGCUUCGCGCUCAUCUUCCAUAUAUAUUCUUUUUUGUGAUAUAAACCAGGGAACAUGCCCCUUCGUUGGCCCUCGUCCUUCUCCUGGUACCGUUGCGGCUCGCCCCAUCCUAGUAUCUUUGCGUCAACUUCGUUUCCGCAAUCUUUAAUAUUUCAAAGCUGGGGAAAUUCACAACCACUCCUUUGUGUGGAUCUAAUAGGCAUUAUCCGGAACGGUGUCCAUGUUAAACAGUUCUUCAAAAAUUUCAAGGAGAAUUUUCGGAGCUCACUGUAUAACUCGCCGCGUGCUCCGAUUUGUGAGCAGAUUCAAACCUUUAUCUCCGACACCAUAGACGACUGGGUCUCCACUAGUGUGCUUGCCGUCUGGGCAGAGUUGGAGAAGUACGUUCCCCCCAUUUUUAACAUCCUUCCCCUUACUGUGCAACCUUCAAAACUCCGCUUCUGUCAUGAAGAGCACUUACAUCUAUCACAAUUUAGGUCUCGCCGUCACAAGUGCAGCUCGCUCACGAGGGGGUUCCUGUGUCCCAAUAUAUAGAUGACCGUCAUAUUGGUCAGUUGUUCGGUUCCCCUGCCGAAUCCAGUCUACCUCCUAGCAGAUUGCUGGCUGAAGCGGCUGCGUAUAUCAUGUGCUAACUACUUAUAGAGGCCGGUUAUUUUAUUGGCAUCGGCAAAUCGCAGGUUUGAAUGAUGUUCCUGACUGACAAUCAGGUCCUUAUAUCUGCAUUAGGUUACGCCGGUUUUAAAAACUCGGCAAUCAAUGACGUCAUUAAAGAGAUUUUGUGCCACAGUCGUGACUGCAACUUCAGCAUCCACACCUUCUAUGUGCCGCCGGAACGAAACCCUGCUGACGAACCCUCACGGAGAUAUUCAGAUCUGGACUUGACGCUUAUCCCUGAGUCUUGGUCGCUUUUGGAACAUUUCUUAGGCCCCCAUUCGUUUGAUUUAAUUGUCCUGGAUAGUAACUGCCAAAGAGACUUUCGUGGGAAUCCCCUGCCUCAUUAUACGCGACUUGGCCUUCCCCUGGGUCUGACAGAGUAACGCUUUUGCUAAUCCUCUGCCUGCUGGACAUGAUAUAAAAAUAUUUAUGCGUUUUCACCGUUUGUACUCCUUUGUCCACUUCUGAACUACAUUUUCGAUCAAGAUUUUCAUGGUGCCUUCACAUUUGUCGUGCCGGAUCUGCGAUCGAGGCAGUUUUGGUAGUCGACUCUUCAGGCUCUCGUUGUUGACCGUUUGCUACUUGGCAAGAAGGGAUCUACCUCCGUGUUGCUUUUUCUCACCCGAAACUCACGUCAACGGCUUCCGCGCAACCUACAGUGGGAUCUCUGGGCUUUCCGAAGCAUUUCUUAGAGAGCGUCUUUUAUUUUAUCUAGGUUUUAAGGCCUUGGAAGGCUGCACAGCGAUGCCCAGCACGUUUAUACCCAAACGACUUUGACGCUAACUUUUGUCAAGCUUGUGGUUCGCGAGUGUCCCUUAAAGAGUUUGGUGUGCCAUGAAAGGUUGUGAACCAUACAAGGCUAUCCAGACAUUUCCAAGAUUUUUUUGAUACCCUCAGAGCCAAGCCCUAUCAGCGGCAGAAGUCUGCUCUUGAACAGCAGUUUUCUGAUUUCCUGGUUUCUUUGUCUCCUCCAAAGUACAUUUCUUCUUGCACUUCAGACGAUGUUAUUAAGUUUUUGAUAAGUAAGGACAGCUCGGGAGGACUGUGGUUCAUAGUCAGCUAUGCCCUAAGGUUAGUUGCGAUUGUCCAAAGCGUUUGGCUGCGGGGACGGUAGAUUCUUAGUUGGGGAAACUUAAUGCUAUUUUCAAUAAUAUUGACCGUUUGCGUUUAGCGUUAAAAAGUACCUUAAAUUUGUUCUCGAGGAACAGGCAAACAAGGCUAUUGUCUCCUCCAAGGCAGUGCCUAUGCUUUUCUACGCUCAUUAAUUUUCUUAGGUACUCCAUAAGAUGCAGCACCCAUCUUUCCUUAGUCAAUGAUUAUAUUUUGGUGAGGGACACUGUUUUUUUCGUUGUCCAUUUUUUCACUAGGAACCGUUCUUCAGAUCUGAGUCGUCUUUUAGGGUAUCAGGUGUUCAUCAGUCUUAAGAAUCGAAAGGGUUUUCUGCUGCUCUUAACCCUAACUUAAAGCUUUGAGGUGUAAUGCGCCUUCUUCAUUUAUUUUAGAACCUUUCCAGGAACAGGAGCUUUGUCCAGUUUUGCAGAUUCAAUACUAUCUUUACGUGUGUCAGUUAUUAAACGUUCAUUUGGAUGACGGGUACUUCUUUAGGGCUACCGGUCGGGGCAGAGCAGUGAGCUAAUAAGGCCUUUUUUGGGUACUGUGGUUAACAAUAGCUAAGAAAAUAUCUAUCAGAAACCAAGAUUAAUUUGUUUUCGGAGAGACUCCCAAUAGCCUUAGGGUUGGCCUUUCGAACAUCCUCAACAUGUUAGGUUGCUUACAAGAGGAGAUCUCUUUUUACCACGGGUGAAGAAGCAACAUUGAACAUUACAUCAUAAUGAGUAACACAGCUUGUUCUUUUCCUGUUACUGGUACUUCUCUUCUGUUGACUAUUGCCUUUCCCAGAUCCCUGCUUCAUUAUUGUUUAGCUUAUCUUGACUAAAUUGUGUGGUCUUUGUUGGGGGAGAGUUUCUGAGUAUUUUAGAGAGAAAUAAGGAGUUCUUUUGAUGGCUUUAUUGGUGUGUGGCUCUUUGUUUUUUGGGUGCUUUUUAGCUUUGCUGUUUCUUAUAGUGCGUGUCGUGGCGGCGAGUGCAGGAGCGUACUUUACCCAUAACUUAAUAUUUCGCGAUGAGGUAAUUAUGCAGUGAGAAUAUAUUACUAGUAAUCUUUCCUAACUGGCACACCCACCUCAAUAUGAUCAGUCCCUUAGUGCCAAAUUUCCCAAGAGAAACAGUUUGUGACAUUAUUAAGUGUAUAAUAACCGAGUCCCACACGUACGUCUGCAAAACCCCUAUCCAUCCGAGAAAUCUCGGUAGUCACGUCACCGCACGACCGCCCUCCCGUUCGUCCUCUCCACAGGGAAACCAAGGAGAAAUGUCACAGUUUCUAUUUAGUAUGGGAGAAUGCGACUUGAUAUUGCACAUCCAUGUUGUGGUCAACUGACAGCUGUCAAAACAGGGUAUCUGCUGACAAGUAGGGUAUGACCGUAUGGCGGGUUCAGUUUACGUGCUUUUUUGAAGUUCCCCUCUGACCCGUUCCUGGUCUUCAAAGGAUCACAGUCUCAACUCUAAGUGGACUUCUUUUCAAUGGUUACAAGUUGUUUGUUUGAAGUAGUUUACAAACUUGUUUACGGGAGCUUCGUCUUUGGUUUUGGCUAAACCUAUAUAUUAUUGAACAUCUGCUUGUAAUUAUACUAAUGUGCUUAGUAUACGUCUCUCGCUGAACUAAGUACCUAGCUUGAGUAUUUUCCUGUUCUUGCAGAACUGGAUGGCUUACACCGAGGCGAAUUUUGACAACUUCACUUUGACAGAGAGCCUUGUAUUUACAAACAACACUCAACAAGACAAUUAUGUCUUUUGUCGGGUAAGCGGAUCUUUAGCCACACAAAAAUUCCUACCCAAGAAAGAUCAGUAAAAAAAAAAAUAGUUAGGAGUCUCUAAGUUCAGGUUCACAGCAAACCCAUUUUUUACAUUUUUAUUGACGAAAUUGAGGCCCUCAAAGUGAGGCAAGUAUACCUCUAGUACUCGGUUGGCGAUAUAUGCAGCUAUACACCUAGUAAGAUGAAAAGAUAAGGCAAAAAUGAACAAAGUUUAAUUUUUUAAGCUGAAUUUUUUGGAAAGCCAAAAUUAGGCAUUUGCGUUAUUCCGCUGUAUCCUCUUUAGUAUGGGAUGAUUAUGGAUACGGUCUUAUUUACAUAAUGAUUUAAACAGCUAGUUCACCCAUAAAAAAGUGACUCUUACAGACCAUGUCUGUCUUAUUUCAGAAAGUAAACUUCACAAGUCCAUUCUUUGCACCUCCAGUGGUGGUUUUAACACCAAAACUCAGUUACAGAAAUGUUACCUCACAGGAAUCUGAAUGCGAUGCAAUGACAGCCUGGGUCGAGGUAAACAUUACUGUUAUAAAUUAAAUCCGUUGUCGAUAUCAAAGCGUCCCCUAAAUCCCCUGAAGGGUACUUUUGCAUUGGAGCGCAAUGUUCCUUUAAAAUUCAGUUUUGAGCUAGUAGAUGACAUGAAGAGAAGAAUUGAGAUAUAGAAACCGAAGACCCGGAGACAAUUCACGCUAGUGUAAGCAGUUUUUUUUCCAAGAGGUUUUCAUAUUUUAGUGAAUUUCUUAGUAUCAGGAUAUUUGGCCUUUUCCUUUUUGAACGAAUCAUUCUGUUAAUCAUUCUGUUAGUGCUCGUAAUGUAGUCGUGAAAAGAGGCGAGCCCAAUUUCGACGCCUAAAUGAUGAAUAAACUUGAAUUGUUAGAAAAUACUGAGACACUGAGUAUCAAAUGAAUCUUCCAGAACAGCGAAACGACGACAACAAUUACCUUGUUUUUUAUUCCUUUAAACAUUGCUCUAAGACCGUUCUCGUAAUUUAUUACUAAGUGAAUAAUCGUUUUGUUUCUUCGCCAUGAUAGUGUUUUCUUCCUUAGCCUACCACUCUAGUAAACAACCACUUUGCUUAUUCUAAGCGACUACCACUCUCCUUAGCGACCACUUUGCGUAAGCGACCACCUUUCAGUGAUAACCAUUUUGUUUCUCAGUCAAUUCUGUUUUCACUAAUGGACUUUCUUGUAAGUGACCAUUCCACUCAGUUGCGGUGACUUCCACUGUUUUUGAUAGGGUAUCUCAGUCGAACCGACUGCUUUGAAUUCACUACGUUACUGUCAGUAUAAAAUGAGAUCAAUAGGCCUUAUCACGGUUUUUGACGCCAUCUUGACGAGUAGGCAACCAUGUGCGAAGUUACAGUGUUUGUAUGAGAAUCUAAAAAAUGUCGCAAAAUUUUCAUAAAAUUGUUGUUCUGACUACGAACUAAAUGUUCUGAUGAUUAUGACGUUCGAGUAUCGGCUAAUUGGGGUGGUUUAGCUAAUUUACCUCGUCUUUAAGGCAACUAAACGUAACUAAAAAUAUUCGCCAUUGACACUAUUGCUUUAUUUUUUGAUAAAUUUCACCCUUAGUAUACCUCCAGAAAUGACAUGGAAAUUUGUAUGAAAAACUACAAAAGUGACGAAAACAUAAAGAGUAUCCUCCUUACAGUCAAUUAUUUGGUGAUUGGAGGUAGGUAAAGUUCAUUUCCCACUCUCUGUCCACUAAGGUGUAUUUCUAUAGGUACCGGCAGCACGAGGAUGAGCCAGCAUCUACUCCAGAGGUAGCACAAACUGCUACUUGUAAGUCUCCCCAGGUAAAGGCUUAUCUACCAAUGAACAGAAAAUACAUCCGAUAAUAAGCCCCUUCAAUUGUGUCGAAAUGAAUUCGAUUUAUUAUGAAAUGUUGCACCUUACACCUAUCCCGUAAUCAUAAUGACCAUUGGGGCGCCACAGACUAAGCAACCGUUUCCCUCCAAUUGACUUUGUUUUCAGGCUCUUUUAGGGUGUUGCAAAACCUCAACCCUGUCAAUAAAAGAUGUUAUUUUCCCAGCCGUUCUUUUGCCUCUCUCUGCUUUUCCCUCUUUGCACUGUUCCUCGUAAGAUUAUCUUGGCAAGCCCUGCUGAUCUUGAUACAUGAUCACACGAUGAGAUAUUUCAUGGGUGAAAAUUUCUAUUUAGACAUUCUUCAAAUUCAAGAAAACUGAGCCGGUAGAAAUUUGAUAACGGACUCGAGUGUGUAUUCGCUGCUCAUUGCGCAAGCAAAAAUGCGGAAUGAAAUCAACAACAACUAACGGAUGGCGGAAUUUCGGCCAAUCGCAACAGCGCAAAUCAUCCGUAUUGUUUCCUAUCCAGUCAGAAUGAAGUUCAGAUUCUGGCUUUUUUUGCAUGUGAUCUGUGAAAGGAUUAUAUCAUGCCCUCCUCCCGAAAACAGUUUACAGAGAUAAAGGGAGAGGGCAUGAUCGCAGGUUACAACUGAAAAGUCUCUGAGACCACAACUUUUCAGGUGGACUAUAUUGCUCAUGUGCUAAGUGAUUUUGAGUUUGAUCUCAGACUGUUCAUCUCAUUACGUCAAUUCUUCUAAACUACGCGUCAUUCACAAAGGUUCUCACAUUGCAGGUGGCAAUAAGAGGGUUUACCUCACAGAAACACGCUGCAGUAACAUUUUGUAGUACCGGUUUCGGAUUCUGCAUGCGUGAGCGUACGAGAGAAAAAAAAGAUACAUUUUAACUUGCGUUAGUGCAUGUUACACCACAGAGGGCCUUAAAAUGUGAAAAAGAUCGCAGUGGCACGCAGUUUUUGUUAUCAUUCACUUAAGACUGACUUUGACUAUUUUGUUUUUAUUAUGAUGCUAGACUUGGAUCCUUGCAUUGAAGUGACAUGUUACCACUAUGGUCAUUGUAAGGCGGUGGGGCCCCGUGAUGCUCGCUGCGUCUGCGUAAACAGCUGUCCCUCCUAUCAAGAGCCAGUUUGUUCUUCAAAUGGCACCACUUAUGAUAACAAAUGCCUAUUUGAACAAGAAAUGUGUUCUCUCGGGCUGAACUUUACGAUACAGCAUCCCGGUGCCUGUGAAGGUAAGAUCAACUUAAGUUACAUUUGUGGAGUCGCGCUCGUAUUCAUUUUAAUAUAUUAGGUUUAGCUUUUAAGACAGUCCACGGACUAGCGCCACCAUAUAUUAACUCUCUAGAGUUACUUCUUGACGUAAAGCCAUCUAUUGAUUUUUUUUUAUAAUUUAGCUGCAACUACCAAUCCUUUUAAGUUAAGCGUAUUUAACCUUCUCAAUAUAUAUGUCGAUAUAGUUAAAAAAGAUUUAAAGUCAACAAUCAGGGCAUAAUGCAUUUUUUAGGGUGGCGCCUUAUUUGAAUUUUUAUUUCUUAUUUUUUUCUACAAUAAAUAAGCGUGUUAUAUAUGGGAGCCAUGUGGCUAACAAGAGAAGGAGAUUUUCUCCGUCUGUUUUUUUCCCGGCUUUCAAGACAUCCCUAAUUUACUUGUUUUAUUUUUUUCUUUAGGAUUUCCUUUACAGCGUGACCGUCUCAGCCUGCCACACAUUCUCUCCCUGGGGUACUCAUUUUGUCAAGAUAUUCGAUUGGAGCCCUUUGCAUUCUAUCCUGACAAACCCAUUGAAGCUCAAAUAACUGUCAAUCAUCUGGAUACCAGUGAUAAGUCUUAUGUCCAUGAUGCCUCUGUAUCGUGGAUUGAGGAUGUCAAUUCCGAUAAAUUUACCGCGUGUGUAAUGACAGCAGGAUUUAACGAGCGAAUGUCUUAUUCUAACGUGACGGUAGACUGGCUGGCUUACCAAGGCGCUCCCGUGGGUGGGGUAGCGGGAGUGCAACGCAUUUCACAGUGGUGGACUGGGACAACCUGCGAGACUGUCAAUUUUCCUUCGGUUUGCUAUGUUUAAUUCUUUACUCUGUUGUUGGUUUCAUGAUUUGUAUACUUGUGCGUAUAGAAGAAGUCCAACCAGAAUCGAAGCGCACAGAUUAGUAAAGAUUAAGUGGCGAAUACUCGUUUUUUUUUAUUACAGGGGAAGUUCUCCAAGAAGCCCUUUGUUUUUGUGACGGUGGCACAUCAUCACGCUGGACUUAAAAGGGACGCCGCCAGUGUCUGGUUGGAGAAUAUCGCGGCAUCCUCUUGUAAAAUAUGUUUAAGGGAACUUCAAAAUUACGCAGGUUCUCACGAAGAUAUAUAUGUAGUAAGUAAAGAACUUGAUUUGGAGGAAAUUUACCUUCAGCGAGCAAUGUAAGCGGAUAAAUGAAUCAAUUGAAACCUGUAUAUAGCGGGCAUACAGUAGUAUAAUAGGGAUGAAGUUGAAUCUUUUUUUGCUGAGGAAGACAUUUACGCCAAUGACUUUAUAGCCUAUUGUCUCGAUCUCAUGAAUGAAAUGAGGUGUACUUUUAUUGAGAUUGGGUAAUGUGCUUUUUUCGGGUGGUAAAACCAGUUUUACAGGUUUUAGAUCGAUGGAAGUGUUGCGUUUUGACUUGUUCACUAAAAACUAAUAAUUAUAUUAAUUAGCUGAUUCAUGUUUUCCAAGAAAAAAAGUACCAACUCACGGGUGAAUCAACAUCACCAUGAUUAUCCAUGUUAGUUCUUGUUUUUGUUUUUCAUUCCUGCUUCCAAUUUAUGACUACGUUUGACCAUGUUUAAACACGAUUUUGUUGCCGAGGUCAACGGUCAACCAUGGCUAAUCCCUACUUCCUUCAGAGCAGAUUGGCCAUGGGUGACCAUGGUCAGCAUUACUGUAAUUUAACGUUCAUGGUUGACCAAGGUCAAACCAUGGUUAUAUCACUGCCAUAGUAUAUCACUACCAUGGUUGGAAACCGUGUUCAACCAUGGUAGAACCACGGCCGACCAUGGUCUGACCAUGAUCCUCUCGCCGGGGAGCCUAUCAUACUGAUUAAGCCACACAAUUUAGCUCAUGACAACGUCUUAAUAACAUUCUCCGCAUUUUAAAUGGCGGAGUUCAUGUGUUCCUGCUCAAGUUAAUAAGAUUCCUGCGCAAAAAAAGGUUUAUUUGAUCCCGUUAUAGCCUAAAUGACGUUUAUGCGCUUAAUUAUUGUCUCACUGUUUAACUCAAACGCCUUGGAGGUGGUUUUAAAAAUAUUACUUACAGCUUAUUUUAAAAGCUGCACAAAUGACAGAACACAUAACGCUUUAAAUAACUUAACUAACCAUAAUGCUUAAAAAAAUCAUGAUCGUCUUUUCUUCUUUUUCCUUGUAGAACUGGUUGGCAUUUUCGACUUCCCAAAAGCCAUUCUUCUCGGAACAGAAUUCGGUUUACUUUGCAAACUCCAACAAUCCUCCUGCGGAUUCUAAUAAUGCGUUCUGUAAGGUCAGUGUAUUUUCCUAUUUUUUCUAAUGGAAUAACUAUAAUUUAUCUGGGUUUUUUGCAUCUCUUAUUGACACAUUUUAAUCAGCUCUUUUUUUUUGUUUUCAGGAUAUCCACUUCAGUAAGGUUUAUCAAGACGCUCCAAACGUUUUUGUAUCAGCAAAUCAUUCCUCGACUGGUAAAAAUCUGGAUCCAAUGCACAAUUCUAUAACUGCUUGGGUUGAGGUAAGAAACCUAUAGUAUGUCUUUGUAACAUACUUUUCGCAGAAUUUCAAUUCACAGAGCUAUGUAUCUGUGCGAAUUUUCUAACACUGGGCAUGAGGUGCCCGCUAGGUUUUCGCUUGAACACAGGCAUCACCGGUGUUGAGGACAGAGUAGCGGAAAACAUCCUGGACACUUGCUGUCUUGCUGCGUGUGUAGGUGUCACCAGAUAGCCCACCCAGUCGAGACCUAGCAGUCGGUGGGUGGCUGGCAGAAAGCAGUCUAAAGUCAAGGAAUUUUCCCUGAGAGCUAGCCCAGCCAAAAUCUUUGCUCUGACUGAUGAUCAUUACGGUAAUUGAAAAGCUCGGGACAGUGUUUGACUAGUUAUUAGCUUGAUGUGUAGGGAGGCCUUAGUUCUUGGUUAGUGUUGGACUUGGCUGUCUAAGGACUGAGUGCAGGCGCCUUGUAUCUAAUCCAGUCUGAUAUGCAACUAACUGAAUGCACCAUUAAAAUCUCCAAGGCGAUUGCAGGAAGACCUCAAGUGGAGUCUCUUUUGUACCACUGUAUUAGGCGUUGAUAAGACGGAAGCCGUGAGCGAUGUUUUCGAGCGACGAGGCCCGUGGAGAGAAAUCCAAAUAUUUUGACUCGCCCCAAUUCUUCUAGCGGCUUUACAGCCAAAAAAACCAAAGCAGGAAAAUCACCAGCAGAUUGAAGCAAUUCGCCACUUUCUGCAACAUUUUUGAUAAAAAAGGUGUAUUAUGGGCUUUGUAAAAUUUAAGAAUCGGGCGCGAUAAAUCUCGCCAGAGGCCGUGGAGAGAGGGAAAAAGCGCAAGGGAAGACCUUAGGCUGGAACAGGAAAUAGAACAAGAGAUCGAUUUUUCUUUUCUCCGGAUGCCGUCCUCGGAGAGUAACCUCUUUUUUCAGAACCCUUCUAUGGAGCGCAAACCUUUUAUUUAUUUGGCAAAAAGAAAUAAGGCCGGGAGGGAAAAUUCAAAAUAGCCGGAAUCGUCUCUAUUCUUAAUUCUGUCAUUACAGUCUAAACAUAAACAAACUGGCUAUCAUGUAAAUCCUCUUAGAGAGCGAAGAGCGGGUAAUAGAGAGAUUAAGAUUCACGUUUACGCCAAACAGCAAAAGUCAGAUUCAUGUUGAGAUUGUCUCAGAAUAGAAAAAAAGCAGAUAAAAACUGUCCAGAACAAUUCGUAUGGAAAAAACUGACGUGAAGCUAUUUAUUUUUUAGUAGAAGUAAUAAAAAGUAAACUAAACUUACGGGGAAAACCUGGUCACGUGGUACAAAUUCACGUUUGCCGUUUAGCGUAAAAGUGAAUCUUAAUCUCUCUAUUACUAAUAUUUGAAAACCAGUGAACUCAAUUGUUCAUUAUAAACAGAACCAAGCUUCGAACUGGUUCUUCUACCUAAUUUUUAUCUUGCAAACUUGAGGCUGAACUGAACUGCUUACACAAGAGCAAGAGCAACAUAUAAGACGUGCACCAACUCAACCCACUAGAGUUCCUGUCUCUUAAAUCUGUACCCACUCAUAAUUUAAACUGCUUCUAAAGAUGGCCGAACCAUUACUAAUUUUUUUCCAUUGGAGGGGUGUGCUGGCAAGUAUUUGAAGCUAUAACCACACGUCUAUUUUUUAUUCCACAGUAUAUCAACACGACGGGCGCAAGAGUUUGUUUAAAGGAAUUACAUGAGUCUAAAUAUGAUCCCCUCUCGAUACAAUACAUGGUCUUAUCAGGUGAGAAGGUUUUAUCUGGAAAAACAUAUGGUAAUAAGAACACACUGAGCGCGUGGGGGUAACUAAUAACAAAUACGUUACAUUGCACUUUAUAAUAGCCUAGGGCACGUCGCCAAUAGACCAGAUUAUCAUGUAAACCUAAUGCUUACUUGCAGGUUUUAUUCAUAAUUUAAGACCUCACAGCUACUUGAAGACUUCAGUGUUUUUUCUUGGUGAGGCGAUACUGACUAAAGCGUGGACCGAAGGCCCUCGCGUCGCCAAAGUUUAUAUUUUUGUCGAAAAUCGCAUCACAUAUGGAAAGAGCGUGGAUCGCACAGCGAAGCAGAAACACUACAGGGUGUCCCAGAAGUUCAUGCCUCUUUCAGUCUAAUUAAAUAUUUCAUACUUGUUGUGCCAUCUUUUGACUCGAACAUUCGAUUUGUGUACCUUACGUCAAGUGCACAUGCACGAGUAUUUUUUCCCGCCACAUUUUGUUUUUGAUUUUGUAGCCCAAAUUUUUGGAACUCCUUCUGAUCAUUGUUUUCUGUGAAUUAAUAAACCCUCAGAGCGCAAAAAUGUUCACUUAAUUGAGAGCAUAAAGUACAUUGUACUAUAUACAUCGAUCUACUGGCUUAUCAGCUACAGAAAUUGCUAAAAAUCUGGAAAAAUCCGAAUGUCGGGUGAUAAAAUGGUCAUCGAAAAAUGAAGGUUUUGAAAACAAGAAACAAAGGAGAAGACUGAAGUCCCGAAUGAAACAGCUAAAAUAGCUUUAAAGAGGGCUAACUACAAAAGAGGAAAUUCGACGAGUUAGUUCUCACAAUAUAAUGGUUAGCAACCUAAGUCUGGAGAAGAUUCAUGAAAACGAAGGUUGGAGGCCCGACCCUGAGAUGGUAAAACAAUUAAAUGUUUGCUCAGUCUGCCAAGCAACGUUCAGCACAAGUCAAAUUGUAUGAAAAGAAGUAACCGGAACCGGAGAAAAACCUUACUUAGGAAAGAGGGCCGAAAAGAUUGUACUUUUUUUUAUGAAUGCCUGAAACAAUGUUCUUUUCAGCUGCAUAAUCCAAAAAAUGAUAUUGUUUAUGGGGGUCGCAGUGCAACCCCAAACACACACGCAUACCAACCAGUUGAGCUCAAAAUGGAUCAUCCGGGAAUUGUAGAGAAGAGCGCCUUUAUGUAAAAAUAAAGGUUUGAUCAAAGGUUAUAGCGCACGAACUGAAGAACAACGAACAUUUGGGACACCCUGUAUUUGUUUUUGCAGAUGUUUUGGUGACCAAGAAAUCCAAUAAAUGCUUUUCGCGAUGAAUUUCGAAGGUGUAGGUGUUAUACAGAGAACAAUUUGUCCAUUAUUUUAAAAACGAAAUACCAAGAUAAGAUAAGAGAACAUUAACAAUAAUAAUAAUAAUGAUAAUAAUAAUAAUAAAUAUUUAUAUAGCGCCUAUACUUUUCAGUGCUAAGCGCUUUACAAUGCUUCAAAAAGGUCUGGAUAAAAAAUAAAUAUCCUAGAAUCAUUUACAUAUUAUAUACAUAAUCACAAAAAUACAAAAUAAAAAACCUAAGAUUGUUCGUAAACUCGCUUUAAAAGAAAGGUCUUCAAUUUAGCUUUAAAUCUAUUUACAUCAUCGAUCGAUCUAAUGUCAAUAGGCAAAUCGUUCCAGAGUAUAGGGGCAAUGACUGAAAAAGCCCUUAAACCGUAUGUCUUUAAGUUAUAGGGUUUAAUAACAAGACGCCACUUGUCUGAAGAUGAGCGACGGUACCUUGCAGGUUCAUAAACAUGGAUUAGGUCAACCAAAUAAUCAGGAGCUAAAUUGUUGAGUAUCUUAAAACAAAUAAGAUUAAUCUUAAAGAUUAUUCUUUGCUCCACUGGUAGCCAGUGCAACUCCUUUAGAGUAUCACUUAUGUGAUCAAACUUACGUAAGCAGGCAAUCACACGCGCUGCAGCGUUUUGGACACUUUGCAGUUUGUUAAUUUCAUACUUGGGAAGACCAUGUAAAGGCGAGUUGCAGAAAUCCAGCUUCGAAUUUAUGAAUGCGUGCAUAAGAACUUCAGCCGUUGUGACAUUGAUAUACUUACGAAUCUUAGCUAUAUUUCCAAAGUGGUAGAAUGCCACUUUAACUAUGUUGUUAAUAUGAAAAGACAUCGUUACGGUGUUAUCCAAAAUUACGCCGAUUCUACUCGCCUUAAUUGUAGGCUUGAUGAUAUCUGUUCCUAUUUUAAUAGAAGGUAGCCGUGGGGGCAGUCUGAACCUCGAAUAGAGAAUGAGAAGUUUGUUUUGUCAGUAUUUAGUUUCAGUUUGUUAGUAGUCAUCCAGUUGGUGAUAUCGACAAGACAGCUUUCAAUCCGGGAAAUUGUAGUGGUAAGAUCAUCCUCAUCAUCGCAACUGAAGGUGGUGUACAGUUGAGUGUCAUUAGCAUAAAGAUGGAAGUCCAUAUCAUGCCAUCGUAUUAGGUCACCUAGUGGGGCCGUGUAUAACAGAUAUAGCAACGGACCGAACACGGACCCCUGGGGUACACCAAAUCUGAGCGGGCGAACUGAAGAAGUAAAUCCAUCAAUCUGAACUGACUGGGAACUAUCCGUAAGAUAAGACUGAAGCCACGAAAGCGCUUUUCCUUUUAUAUCAAACCUGGAUCGCAGUCUGUGUAACACUAGAUCUUAUGAUCGUUGGUGUCGAAGGCUGCCGAUAGGUCUAGCAGCAAGAGAAUGACGCAUUGAUAGGUCUAGCUGCUGAUAGGUCUAGCAGCAAGAGAACGACGCAAGAGAACAUUCGGUCCUUGCAUCUCACUUUGCAGACUAGCGUGCUUCUGCCGAUUAUGUUCACUUAUUCUUUACACUUAUUCAAAAGUCACAAUAAUGCGAAGUGGCCAAUUAUAUUGCCGGAAAUGCCAAGAUCACUGAGUGUCUAUGUACUAAAACCUGAUAUAAAUCUUUUGCAGAUAUAUGCAAGCUAGGGUGGAGUUACUUUGGUGGUUAUUGCUACAUCACAAGUCAGGCAUGCGCUACAUGGCUAACUGCUGUAUCAAACUGUUCUACCAUGGGCUCGAGUCUAGUGACGGUCCACAACCAAAAAGAGAAUGUUUACAUCCAGCACCGUCAUAACGGCGAUAAAUCCUGGAUUGGACUCAAUGAUAGGAGCGUGGAAGGAUCAUUCGUUUGGACCAACAAAGAAUUAAGCAGUUUUAGGUUCUGGGCAAGAAACCAACCAAAUAACUGGAAAAAUGAAGACUGUGUGCACACUCUUGGUUCCUGGGGUGGAUAUACCUGGAACGAUGUACCGUGCGAUAAGUGCUACAACUUCACUUGCUUUACGGGUAAUAUUCAAGAAAAUUCUAAGGAACCUGCUGGUAUACAUGCAUAUACACUCAAUGAUGUUGCCCUGCUGACUGAUAUCUUUCCUAAAUUGUUGGAGUCUUGAGUUUAUCCGAUCAAAAUUGGGAAGAAAACAUCAAUUUUGUUUUUUGAACGAGUGGGUUAGGAGUAGCGGUGACUAUUUUCAAGUCGUUCGAUUAAGAAGCAACAAAAAGCAAACUGAGGUGAUAAACAUAAGGAGAUAUAAACGCAUUGCUGGAAAGAAAUAAAACUGUAACUUGACGUUGCGUAUGUUCCGACAUACAUCUUCAGAAGUAAUUUAUGACUACUUUCACCUUGUUGCAGCAAAUCAGUUUCUGCGAUAUCUCAAUAUUUGUCUUGCGCAUAUCAAAUUCACUGUUGAAUUUGAGGAGAACAACACGAUCUCUUUCCUAGACAUACUCAUUAAACAUAGCAACCAUUCUUUUUCAACGUCAAUUUUUAUCGCUAAAUGGGACUCUUUUACACCUCGAAAAUACAAGAUAAACCUUAUCCGUACGCUCACUUUUCGCUUUCACUAUUUUUAUCAUUUACACCUCGAAAAUACAAUAGUGUUUUAUCGGGUCGGGUCUAAAAUCACUCACUUUCGGCUCGUAAUUUUAUACCCGAUAAAACACUGCAGCUCUUUUAUUAAACAUUAAGCGUAUUUUCCUACAACAUGUCUCUAUUGUUUCUUUACUUAGUUACUUAUUCUACAUUUCAAUUUCUGGUGUAAUAUCAUAGGUGACUAAUUACUCCUAAUUUUGGCGCGAAAUUUCAGCGUUAAUUUGUAACUUCACAUGUGAAAAUUACAAAAUUGCCAUUGCAACCUUCCGUACGUCUCAGUGUCUAGAUGGCGACGAAGUUUGAAAAUGUCAUGAAUGAAGAUGUCAGGGCAAAAAAGACGCUUUAGAAAACCUGAACACACGAAAGAGCACAUCAGGAAGGAUUCUAACAGGUAUUUUGUCGAAAAACUCUGAACUUAAGCCAAAUUUAAGCUCUAAACGUUCGAGAUACCAUCCAGGAUAAACAUGUCAAAAAUCCAAGAUUGCUAACGUAACUUGUCACCCAUGAUAUUAAUAGGUAAUCAAAUGGUAUACUUGUGAAAUUAGGGAAUAAUUUCACUUGCGUUUUGUCCAAAUCCUUAUAAUUUCCCGAGCCUUUAGGCUCAACGGUUAAUUGCUUCUGAAGAUAUAUGUAGGAACAUUCGAAACGUUAAGUUAAAUCUUUAUUUCUUUUCUGAAAUGCGUUUAUAAUUCCUUAUGUUUAUUACCACAGUUUGCUUUUUGUUUGUUCGAUUGAUAAUCUGGAGAACACUCCAUGUUUAAAGAGUGCAAUAAAUUGACCGUUUCCCCUUUAAAAUAGAUAGGUUUUUGUGAUGCACAUCACUCAUCUUUUCUAUUCAAUCGAAGAACGAAAUUUGUAGACGGAAGUUGAUUUUACAAUUGUUAUGAUAGUAAUGAAUUACAUUCUAUUAAUCAACCAUUUGAGAAUUAGAAAGUGUUUUAAUAUGUUUAGACGAGGACGAAUGUACUUCUGAUUCUGAUGACUGCGACGUCAAUGCCGUUUGCAAAAAUACUGUGGGCUCAUACACAUGCACGUGCAAAGCUGGAUAUACCGGUGGUUUCUUGGUGUUGCGGACACCAAUGACGUAAUACAAAAGAUUGAAAAGACACUGAACAAUACCCACACCACAACACAAAAGCUAACAAACAAUAGUUUCCGCAACACCAAGAAACACCCGAUAUACCGGAAACGGACGAACCUGUGAUGGUAAGAAGAGCUAGACAUCUAUUGAACACUAGCACUGAACGUCAUAAAGAAACACACUGUAUACCCUCCCUCAUGACAAUACACCAUUGUUAUAAGGCAAAGAGAUGGUCUCACAAUUCGCAAGGCUUCGAAGCGAUUAGCAAAAUGCGUAAUUAUAUAUACCGAUCACAUCAAAAAGUGUCAAAAAGCAGAUAAAAUACAGUGAAUAUGACGGAUAUCAAAUUCAGAUCUUUUCAUUGUUUUUUUGUAGAGGGUAUUGAAGGGAAAAAAUAGUGAAGACACUGCCAUUCUUGCAUUUCUGAGCCUUUCCGUAUCUACUUUUGUUAAACAUUUUCAGUCUGUUGUGUUUCAAUUCUCUUUAGAUCUGAACGAGUGCUCAAGAAACUCUGAUAACUGUCACGUCAAUGCAAUAUGUCACAAUACCGUAGGGUCCUACAAAUGUACCUGCAAACCUGGAUAUAAAGGAGAUGGACGAACCUGUAGUCCUAAAGGUAAGAGUCAUGUCUUACAAAAUCCUAGAUGUUAAAUAUGAACUAUCACUCUGUCUGAGUGCCGGGUGAUUUGAGGUGAGCAGUUAACCCUAUUCAGACCGGGGUUAUUUUUGCUUCCUGCGACCGGGGGGUGGCUUCAGAGGCCCCCUCUUUAAAACUUCGAAAUCGCUCAUGAAAAAAAAAAUUCUAAUUUUCUUCCAAAACUGGCAAAAUGACGUUAUUUGCUGUCACUGUUGCAUCAUGUUGCUCAAUUUAUAUGCAACAAAACUAGUAUUCAUUAGGGGUUAGAGAAGUUAAGUGAAAAUAGAAUAAACGGUUACAGUAUUAAUUUAAAAUGGUAUAAAAAUAAAAAUAAGUGUUAUCGAUCUUGGCGGACGGUCAGUUGCGAUGUUAUUAACUACCCGAAAAACAAUCAGCUCAAUUGGCACCGAAUUUUAAACAGUUUUGCCCGACCAUAGUUCUUUUGUCAGAUUAUAGAAGUGGACUAUUUUUCUAGGUUUGCAAGACUCCGUUAUUGUGGGAAACAACCGAAACCACUCAACCUCGAGCUCGUUAAACAACUGGCUUUUACCGGUGAGAAGAAGCGUUUAUUCUCGCUGGAGGCGCUGCUGGCGUGCAUCAGUUGACGGCUGAGCUGCAAGUACGUUUCACUCGCGAUGUGACGGCAAGGGACCGACUGUAACAAUAAUAAGGGUCGGAAGAUAUAUUUUUGGAGGAUACGCUAGUGUUUCGUGGGGUAAGUAAACAAUGUAAACAAUUGGCGAUUUUAAUAACAGCCCUGGCGUCGAAAGUAUUCCACUUGACAUGAAUCUUAAAGUUCAGCCGGAUAGUGAACAACAGAGUCAAUCAAUCUGCCUUUUAAGGACGGUGCUCAAUAAUAGGAAGUUUUUUUUUUUUCAGAAAAUGACUAUGUAGAUCAUACCAAGGGCUAUUGAAAUUCAAUGAAAAAUGAAACUAGGGGUAACCACCCAUUUUUCAGAGUUAAAUGCACUUCAGUAUGGAAAAAAAUAAAAAUAAAAAUAAAAAAGUUAUUUUUCUUCCGAAAUUUCAGAGUGUACACGUUAACUGAUGCAAAUGCAAUGCUAAUUGUAUCGAGGCUUCAAAAUAAAGAACAAAUGGUAAAAUAACAACUGCUCUUAUAAGUCUUUUUCAACUCAUCACUGUGAACUGGGUUAGUUAGAAGAGAAGACCCUGGGUUAGUUAGAAGCAGUGACCCCUCUCCACGAGUUUGCCUCAAAAAUGCUUCAAUUAAACGACAUUUAUCCCAAAAACAACAAAAAAAAUGGAUCGUCUGCUGUGUAGGCUAAUUACUUCGAUCUGGCAAGAUGUCAUUCGCUUUUGGAGUUAAUUCUUUCCCAUCCCCUCCCCGGUCAGUUGCAUUAUUUCUUAGUUAUGUGAGAGAACAAACCAGCACAAUUAAAACGUAUAAAAUGACCAUAAAUCGCCUCGGGAACCACACAGAAAAGAACAAACAGAUAUACUACCGGGUGUUCCAAAAGUUCGUUUAUCUUAUUUCAUGCGCUAUAACUUUUGAUCGAAACUUUAUCUUUACAUGGAAUUUCUAAAUGACAUCGAUCGAUUGCUCUAUCAAGUACAUGUAGUCAGAAGUUCCUUAAUCCAGCAUUCCCCUCCCUUUUUUGAUUCAUCGCAUUCAGCAGCCGUUGCAGCAUAAAGAGAGUUAAUUUAUGUAGUAAAUCUGGUAUAUCAAGAUUCUGAAUGUCGCAAAUGACACCUGCUUUCAAUUCCUUUUCUCUUUAAUAGGUUCCAGCACUGGUUAUCAGUACGACUCCAAAGCCUUUUUAUUUUCACUUGUAAACAAGCCAGGAUUGGGACCUGUAAAACUGCUUCAGACAGGGAAAUACAGUUCAAGCAGAGCACAUUCCAUAAACUCUGCCUCAUCGUAUGGCCCUAUAUUCGGAGGAGGACAUGACAUCCUCAUUUCCAACGACGCCUCAUCCAAUACCAAUUCUAACAGCAACCUUGGCUAUACUUACGACUCACCGAGAGGAUACAGCUACGGCACCACCUCCGCCAGAAAAUUCCUGGCAGGAUCAAGGUUCUUCACUCCAGAUGAAAUAGAAACGUUUUACGAAACAACCUAG
Messenger RNA from Porites lobata, 23803 nucleotides. NCBI's taxonomy places the organism in Eukaryota, Metazoa, Cnidaria, Anthozoa, Scleractinia, Poritidae. The record is from the annotation of a GenBank genome assembly.